AGAGUCAAGAAAGACAGCGGCGAGAAUGGAUUCUCUGUUCCAGUCGUUUGCCGGGAAGGUUAAUAUUAAGCGCGUUUGCAACUCCCGCCAUGUUUGCCAUAAGGCUUGUUUUGCUACUGUCACUGACGACAGUGUCCUUUGUGACCAGCGAGCAGGACCUCCCCGAUGACUGGAAGUCGUACAUCGACCCGGAAGUUCUGGAAACGACGCUGCAGAAAGGAGAGCAAUGGAAUGGCAAGAGUAACCUUCUGGAAGGGGAUAUUGCCGGGUUGGACAAAGCUACUGUUAAGCAGGCCGAGAACAUGUCGCAAGAUCUCACCACGGACAGCGAUGCUUUGUGGCCCAAUGGGCGUGUCGCCUUCGUUAUCAGUGGACAAUUCGAUCGCAACCAGCAACGGAUGAUCAUCCACGCCAUGCUCAACCUGACAAAAGAAACCGGCGGAAAAUGCAUACAAUUUUCCCGGCGCCGGAACGAAGACAACUAUAUUCAUUUUCAGCCGGGCAGUCAAUGCCAGUCGUUAAUUGGUCGCCGAUGGAACUCACCACAGAAAAUCGAGCUAGCUCCUGGCUGUGUGACCGAAAUGGGCACCAUACAGCACGAGAUUAUGCAUGCGCUGGGAUUCUUCCAUGAAAUGUCCAGGAACGAUCGCGAUCAGUAUAUCAACAUUAUAUGGAGCAAUAUCGAACCCGAUAACCGAGACCAGUUCGCAAAAUACCGCGGAGAUGAACAAGGUUUGCCGUACGACUACGAGAGUGUCAUGCAUUAUCCCUUCAACGCCUUCGCCCUCAACACCAACAGAGCCAGCAUUCUGCCGAAAAAGCGAGGAGCACGCAUCGGGCAGAGAAAGCGACUGUCGCGAUUAGACGUCGUCCGUAUUCGUAAAGCCUACUCCUGUGGAGACUCCUCAGGCAACCGCGACGAAAACACGCUGACAGUAGACGAAUCCGAGUCAACAGAAAAGGUAGCGGUUACAUCGCAGCCGGAACGAGUGAACCCAGGGACGACAUCCACCGAGGAGGAAACGGAUAAUCGCGCCACGGGAAACAAUGACGGAAUGGGAUUCCUUUUGCGCCUACUCGGCGGCUCAGGCUUCUCUAAUGGAUUUCCCGGACCGGGCGGUCGCCUUUCGUAUAUUGCUGGCGGAAGACGGUCGUCUGGCGGGGGACCGUUGUUUCCUGGCGGAGGACCAUCGUUUGGUGGGGGAUCGUCGUUUGGCGGGGUACCGUCGUUCGGUGGUGGCGGCUUCGGUUCUGGAUGGUGGCCCGGCCGGCGUUAGUGAUGACGCCGGGUGGUUUGAAGUUUAAACCACUGCUUAUUAUGCAUCUAUAUAAUGUUAAAUUUAGAUUUUACUUCGAUUAUCUCAUCUUGAGUCGUGAUUGAAAACUUUAGAAUCUCGAGGUGAACUGCCUCUGCAUCCAUUUUUUGCCGGUUAUCUCGCUCCUGGAGCUUUGUUUGUGCUCCAUAAUAUAACCCCGUUAGUUAAAUUUAAACAUACGGACAAACUGAAAAUAAAAACGCACAAUAAACAC
Paramacrobiotus metropolitanus is the source of this 1530-nucleotide messenger RNA. Its product is annotated as hatching enzyme 1.2-like. Lineage: Eukaryota; Metazoa; Tardigrada; Eutardigrada; Parachela; Macrobiotidae. The transcript is spliced from 6 exons. The coding region runs from base 90 to 1277 and encodes 395 amino acids. Gene Ontology annotation, biological process: proteolysis. Gene Ontology annotation, molecular function: zinc ion binding; metalloendopeptidase activity. The record is from RefSeq and is a predicted model, not a curated record.